This is a messenger RNA of Eriocheir sinensis (Chinese mitten crab), 1011 nucleotides long. Its product is annotated as neogenin-like. The record is from RefSeq and is a predicted model, not a curated record. NCBI's taxonomy places the organism in Eukaryota, Metazoa, Arthropoda, Malacostraca, Decapoda, Varunidae. Gene Ontology annotation, biological process: cell-cell adhesion. Bases 394 to 1011 code for a protein of 205 amino acids. The transcript is spliced from 6 exons.
GUGGAGAGUGAUGAAAAGAAUUAUGAUGCUAGUAAAUGAUUAACAAAUGAAUACUGUCUUAAGUUUCCUACCAACUUUCCUUAGCCGGGCCUCAGACAGUGACUGCGGGGUGCAGCAGGAGGCGCUAACUCUCCCCUACCUGCUGUUUGUCGCGCUGAACAUUGGCCCGGCGCUUGUGGCUGCCUUCCUCGGCUCUUAUGUGGAGCCCGUGGCUGCCGGCAGUGGCAUCCCGCAGGUCAAGUGUUACCUGAAUGGCGCCAAGGUGUCCCGUGUGGUGAGGAUCAAGACCCUGAUGAGCAAGGCCGUGGGGGUGACCUUCUCUGUGCUGGGAGGCCGGGUCGUGGGAAAGGUCAGGUCGUGGGCAAGGUCUGUGGCCGUGAGCUGACCACCAAGAUGCUGCUGCCCACGGUGCCGGCCAUGGCCAAGGGCAGGGUGGCCAGGACUACAGAUGAUGGGCCACUCCUAGACAAAGAGGACCUGGACACACUGUUCUGCGGCACCAGCAGCAGCAGCCUGCACAUCCAUGGCCUGCAGGAGGAGGACGAGGGGACGUACAGGUGCUGGGCGGAGAACAGGGACCUGGACACACUGUUCUGCGGCACCAGCAGCAGCAGCCUGCACAUCCAUGGCCUGCAGGAGGAGGACGAGGGGACGUACAGGUGCUGGGCGGAGAACAGGGAGGACUCGCUCGACGCCGUGGCCCACAUACAGGUCCAAGUUGCUCCGAGGUUUCUGAGGCAGCCGGCCAACGCUCUCGCCUAUGAGAAGGAGAACGUGGAGCUGGAGUGCAGCGUGUACGGCCAGCCAGAGCCCUCGCUCCACUGGCUCAAGAACGGCGAGCUGCUGGUGGAGACGGAAUACCUUCAGAGUGUGAGCGGCAACAACCUGCAGAUCCUUGGCCUGGUGCGCCAGGAGGACUCCGGCGCACAGCUCGCCGGGGACGCCCAGCUGUGUGUCCUUGAGUCAAGUAAGUGGCGGUGCCGUGCGGGGCAGACACUGUUCACACUGUAG